This is a messenger RNA of Microbotryum saponariae, 2388 nucleotides long. Lineage: Eukaryota; Fungi; Basidiomycota; Microbotryomycetes; Microbotryales; Microbotryaceae. The record is from the annotation of a GenBank genome assembly.
AUGUCUGACGGUGAGUGCUCUGGCGUCGUAGUCCCACUCGGGGCCAAGCUCGCAUCGGCUGACUCCCCCUCACACCUCCACCCACCUGGGCCACCUCUGGCCACCUCUGGCCACCUCGCUCCACACCUCCAACUCGGCCUCCUAGCCAACGACCCCCGGCUGGACCAGUUCGUCUCCAUCACGGGCGCCGAUCCGAGUCGGGCUCGCUUCUUUCUCGACAGCGCCAACGGGGACUUGCAGGUCAGUGUCAUCAUUCAUGAGCCUACUCUCGGCCUUGGGCUGGCAUCAAUGGAGCUCCACACCUCCCUCGGAGUACCUCCCAAGACUGACGGCCGCGCUUCGUCAUACCCGGUCAUGAUGACCCCAAUCUGCCUCGUCCAAGCCAAACUCGACUGAGCUUUUUUGUUUUUUGUUGGUGGGUGGGUGCCCAUGACAGGUCGCCAUGGCCAACUACUUUGAGCACGCGGGUGAUGACUCGGGAGGCAACGACAUCGACGUCGGCGAUGACGAUGACGGUCUCGACGAUCAGGAUGCGCAAUUGUUACAACCUGCUACUCGAACUGCGGGUUCUACGCCCGCCGCAACCUCAUCAUCGUUCGCUCGAAACCCCUCGUCCUCGUCCUCGGGACUCGCUCGGGGAGCUCAUACCUUGAGCGGAGAACCAGCACCCCCGCUUCCAGCCGGCUGGGGAGCUGCAUCAGGAUCCUCAUCGAGGUAGGCCAUCGUUCGACAUCUCUCAAAGCACGUUCGGAACAGCGUGGACUGACACUCUGGGGUAAUCGCCGUCUUGCAUCGAUAGCACUCGCUCUUCUACGCCGUCAAACCCGAUCCGCUCCAGUGGCGGUCCUCGAGUGGCAGGCUUCCGUGAUCUGGCUAGUGCAGGUCGACCCAGCAAUUCCAUCUCGUCGCAUGGUGGAAGUGGACCUCGCAUCGGCCGCAUCGGCCGCAUCGGUCAAACUAACGACGACGAUGACCACGGUCGCUCCGGCGGCAACGAUCCGCAAGAGUUCUUUGCAGGCGGUGGCAAGAGGUGUGUCUUCACGUCGAGGAGACCUGCCAGCUGUGUGUACGAUUGUCUGACCGCGUGUAUUCGCACUAUCCUCGCAGUGGUCUCUCGGUAGAGAAUCCGAACGCGAACCGAGGCAAGUUUGAGGACACAAUCAAGGGUAUUUUCGAGAAGGCGAUAGAGUGAGUUGGGCGCGUGCUCGAGCCUGUGUGCACUCUGGCGCGCGAGCUGAACAACUGUCUAUCGGCGGUCAUGUUUUAGAGGUGCAAGACGAGCUGCUGGCGGCGGGGAGUCGUCUGAAGGUGCCAGCCCUGCAAAUCCCCGAGGCGUUUUCGCAGGAGCCGGUAAGAUUCCUUCAUGACUUUGGGGCCAGCGUGGGAGCGAACGCUGACCCGGAUGCUGCUGUGUGGAACCGAUAGCCCAUACACUUGGCUCUGAUGAAGUCGCCUCGUCUUUCAUACCCGACCCGGCCAGUGCGAAGAAGGAUGAUGACGACGACGACAAUGACAGCGAAGGCGAGCAAGAAAUUGCGAUCCGCAACUUGACCUUUUGGAAAGACGGCUUCUCGAUCGAAGACGGCGAUUUGAUGCGCUACGAUGAUCCUGCCAAUGCUGAGGUACUCCAGGCGAUCAAUGCUGGGUGAGCCGCUGCCUCGCGCGCUAGCCACCGAGUGUCUUCUCACGCGCUGACCCAACGACUUUUAUCCCUACCGCCUGCCACAGUCGCGCGCCUUUGUCCCUGUUGAACGUCCGCCACGACCAGCCUGUCGAAUUGCGAGUGGCUCGUCGCAUGAGUGAAGACUGGGUGCGCCAACCUCCGCCGCCAGAGGGGCCGUUUGCCGGAUCAGGCCAUCGUCUCGGCUCGGAAGCGCCAUCAUUUGCAGCGGCGCCAUCCACUACGAGCCAUCAGCCGGCCUCGACAGCCUCUGCCGCAAUUAGCACGAGCUCCACUUUCCAAGUCGACCCAUCACAGCCUACUACGACCCUUCAAAUACGUUUGCGCAGCGGGGAGCGGUCAGUCGGCGGCUGAUGCAAGCAUGCUCCAAUUGAAGAGCGAUGUAUGAAUCAGAGCAAGGACUGACCUCUUGGAGACCGAAAACAUUUUGCAGCAUGGUCGCACGUUUCAACCAUACACACACGGUUGGUGAUAUCCGAGCCUACAUCAACGCGUGAGUAGGCAAACCAAAUCUGGAAGUCACUCGCAUCACAUGCUGAUCCAACAUCGUCUCUUCAUCCUGGAAUCGAUCCAGUUCGCAACCUGGUCAAGCGACGGCCAACUACGCGUUGCAAACAACGUUUCCUUCGCGCGACCUGACGGAUGAUAGUAAGACCAUCAAGGAUGCAGGGCUUCUGGGUAGCGUUGUUGUUCAGCGAGGGCUGUAG